AAGUGACAGAGGUGGUGGUGGUGGGGUCUCCCCCCCCCCCACUCCUUUUCUCUUUCUGACGUCUCUCUUUCCUCCUUUUCUUUCCCUAUAAAGAAUUCCAGGCUUGCAUUGAGCAUCCCAGCAAAAGCAAUCCGUCUGGGAGGAGCUGGAGUAAGGAGAGAGAGAGAGCAGACCUCUGGGAGGCAGCAGUAGAGCUGGUCGCUUCUUCCCGGCUUUCUGCCCCUCCGCCCCAUCACAACAUUAGAUCCUCGUGAGUUCCUGGGAACUUAAUGUGGUUCUUUUCUUCUUUUCUCUCAGGCAUCCUCACCAUCCAUUGGAAAGCCUGAGCAAGUUUGGAAGCUUCAAACUUCGGUCCCCCCACAGCGGGAGCUGCAGCAGCAGCAGCACCUGUGCCUCCCUGGCUGACCAGGGAGAGCUCGGGUGAAGCUGCAAAGAACCCCCCUCAAGCCGAGAGAGAGAGAGAGAGAGCUGGUUACUUUCUACCAGAAAUAAUUGCAGCCCAGUAGAAGACUGCACGAGAGAGACUUCUGUUGGGGUGCCUGCAAACUUUUGUUGGAGUGACUCGCUGAUUAUUUCUCCCAUCUUAUUAAUCGCUUCUAGGGGCUGCUCUUCCUUUAUCAAACUGAGCCACCCUACAUAAAAAAACACCUUCUAGAUCAGAAAGGAUUUUCUUUCUUUCUUUUAAACGACAAAUUAAGAUUUGCAUCACCAGAAAAAAAGAAAGAGAGAUAAACUUUUUUCACCCCAGCAGUGAGUGGAGCAACAAGUGAGAACAGCGCUGGACGUCUCCUCCAGCCCAGACAGCUAGCUUGCAAGCACCUCAGCUUGCUUGCUGCUCAAGCGGGCAUCCUUUGGCAGUACUCAUCAUCCUCCUCAUCCUCCUCUUGGCAGCUUUCUGAAGAAUCUGCUUCAACUGCAACUGAAAAUGUUGCCAGACCUCAGGAUUUCCCUGCUGCUUUCCCUUCUGCAUGGACUGCUGUCGCUUCAAGGUCAUGCAAAGGAACUGCGGCUGAUGAAACCAGAGUUGAACUUGAACAGUGACCAUAUUAUAGUUGCUGCCGGAAAGCCUUUCACAAUCACUUGCCGGGGCUCACCUGGUUUGACUUGGACCUGGAGAAAUGACAAGGAUGGCAAUCGGUGGCAGGUAUUCGAAAAGAAAUGCCCAGACAGGUCACAUCACACCUGCAGCACCCUUGUGGUCAACCGAGCUGUUGCCAAUGACACAAGCUACUUCACCUGCCUUUACAGCAACCUUCCAUCAAACAAAGAACUCAAGGCCAAGUUAUACAUUUUCGUCAGAGAUAACACACAGCCUUUUGUAGACUUCCGCCCAAGUGUUCCUGAUGUUAUCUUCGUACACAAUGCUACAGAAGUGAUCGUGCCUUGCCGGGUCACCUCGCCGGAUAUCACACCAACACUCCUGCUGCAUCCUUCCAGCAAUGUUGUGAGGUCUGUGAAGAUGGAAUGGGACCCCAAGAGAGGAUUUGUGGUCACUUUGCCCACCUAUGAGUUCUUCAGUAGCAUGCUCAAGUGUGUUGCUACAGUCAAGGGAGAUGAAUACACAUCCUACUAUGUGCCACAGAAAGUAGAGACAAGGAUACAGAACCUGGUUCUCAAAACAAGUCCCCAAAAGCUGCUGGUUGGAGACAACCUUAACCUGGAAUGCAGAGCGGAGACAUUUUUCAAUGGACGCAUUGAAUUCGUAUGGACAAUUCCUGGAAGGACUGAAACCAAGGUUGAAAAUACAUUCGACCUAAGUGAGUCAGUGUAUAAAGCUUCUUCUAAUGUGGUCAUCAAGAAUGUUACAAUGGAAAACAAGGGGUUGUAUGUAUGCAGAGGCAUAAUUGCCAAUACAACACAAUUAAAAUCAGAGGCCAACAUCACUGUAUACAGGGAAGCUUUCAUCAAAGUUUCCUUUAAGAAAAUCAAUCCCUAUGAAGUUAUCGAAGGGCAAAAGAUGCUGAAAUUGUCUUGGAAGGUUCAAGCUGUCCCCCGCCCCAUAGUGACCUGGUACAAGGAUGGCAAGAAGCUGACCAAUGCUAACAGUGACUGCUAUGAACUAGAUCCACUGAAGUACAGGCUUAUCAUAAGGGACGUGAAACCAAAGCAUGCUGGGAAUUACACCAUAACCCUGAGCAACACUAAGCAUAAUCUCCAUGAACAACACACUGUCGAGCUGGAUGUAUUAGAGAGACCCAGGAUUUAUGAAAAGGAGACAGAUUUUUCUAAAAUGGAGCUGGUCACAAAAGGAGGAGAGCAGAGCCUCCAGUGCACAUCAAGUGGGAACCCUCUGCCCACCAUACAUUGGGAAUGGGAGCCAUGCAGUCAUGAAGACAACCUAUGCAAGCAACGAGGGAAAAGGAUCAAGGUGGAAGAAACCAUUGGCCGUGAAAUCACCUACCCAGCAAAUAAAAUCAAAUCCAUUGAACCUAAGUACAUAAGACAUGGCAAUAAAUUAAAGAUCAUAAGCACCCUGGAAACCACAGCAAGCAAUGUCUCUGGGGUCUAUUUCUGUGUGGCUUCCAACAAGGUUGGCACAGAAGAAAGAAGCAUUAGAUUCUAUGUCUCAGAUGUGCCAUCCCAACUACAGACUGAGCCACAAAUCACAGCCAUUGUAGCAAGCAACGUCCAGUUGACCUGCAAGUCCUCCAAGUACAUCUACAACCACCUCUCUUGGUACAACCCCACCUUGCAGGCCGUUCCUGAUGCUUUGAUGCAGAAGAAGGUGGACAACUAUUCCAUCUACUUGACGUUGGGCCUUAAGAAUGUCUCACAGGCCCACGCUGGCCUAUACAGGUGCAGAGCCCGAAGCCACCCAAAUAGCACUGAGGGGCUGGAGAAAAACACCAUGCUCAACAUCAAAGCUAAGACUGUGCCUUACAUUAUGGAGAACUUCACAGACUUUGAAGUUAAUGUUAGUGGGAAAAUUGUUCUGGAGUGCAAAGUAAAUGGGACACCCAAACCCACAAUUGCUUGGCUGAAAAAUGGCUAUCCAAUUGCACCUGCUUCAGGAAUUUCCAUGGAAAACAACACCCUGGUGAUUGAGCGAGUGAAAAAGGACGAUGAGGGUCACUAUAAGUGCAAGGCCAUCAAUGAAAUGGGCCAAGACAGCACCCAAGCAUUUAUUAAAAUAGAAGGCUCCGAGGAAAAGUCCAAUAUUGAAGUAAUCAUUUUGGUUUGCACUGGUUUAGCAGCCACCCUCUUCUGGCUCCUCCUCACCCUCUUCAUACGGAAACUGAGAAAACCAGAUGCCACAGAUAUUAAAACAGGAUACUUGUCAAUCAUAAUGGAUCCUGAGGAGAUGCCGCUUGAUGAGCAGUGCGAGCGUCUCCCAUAUGACAGCAGCAAGUGGGAAUUCCCAAGGGACCGGCUGCGGCUAGGUAAAACUCUGGGUCAUGGUGCUUUUGGGAAAGUGGUGGAGGCAUCUGCUUUUGGCAUAGAUAAAUCUUCAACCUGCAAAACUGUUGCUGUUAAAAUGCUUAAAGCAGAGUGCUCAACGACCAACGAGCGCAAGGCUUUGAUGUCUGAACUGAAGAUCCUCAUUCAUAUUGGACACCACCUGAAUGUCGUCAACCUGUUGGGUGCCUGCACUAAGCCAGGAGGUCCUUUGAUGGUCAUUGUAGAAUACUGCAAGUAUGGAAACCUGUCUAAUUACCUACGAGGAAAACGAGGAGACUUCAUCGCAUGCAAGCCUCAGGAAAAUCCAGACCCUGCAGAGAAAGAACUGGAAGCAUACAUCAGCGAUUUAACAGAGCUGAUCAAGAGGCGCCUGGAGAGCGUGGCAAGCACAGGAAGCUCUGCAAGCUCAGGAUUCAUUGAAGACAAGAGUUACACAGACUCAGAAGAAGAGGAGGAAGAUAUUGAAGAUCUCUACAAGCGCCCCCUGACCUUGGAGGACUUGAUUUGCUACAGCUUCCAGGUCGCCAAAGGCAUGGAGUUCUUGGCCUCCAGGAAAUGCAUUCACAGGGAUCUGGCAGCCAGGAACAUUCUGCUGUCUGAAAACAAUGUGGUGAAGAUCUGUGACUUUGGAUUGGCCAGAGAUAUUUACAAAGAUCCUGACUAUGUGCGGAAAGGCGACGCGAGACUUCCUCUGAAAUGGAUGGCUCCAGAAGCUAUUUUUGACAAAAUUUACACCACGCAGAGUGAUGUUUGGUCUUUUGGUGUGUUGCUGUGGGAAAUAUUUUCUCUAGGGGCAACACCAUAUCCAGGUGUGCAGAUUGAUGAGGACUUCUGUCGACGCCUCAAGGAAGGGACAAGGAUGAGAUCACCAGAAUAUUCAACUCCAGAAAUCUACAAGACCAUGCUGGAUUGCUGGCAUGGAGUCCCGACAAAGAGGCCCAACUUCUCCGAACUUGUGGAACGUUUAGGAGACUUGCUCCAGGCAAACGUUCAACAGGAUGGGAAAGACUACAUCCCACUGAACAUUACAUUGUGCCCAGAUGGAGAUUCCAAACCCAAAAUCAGCAUCCUUGAAGAGAAUGUGAGGAAGGGUUUUCAUCGCUGGAGUACACUGGAAGCUUAUAUUAACCCCAAGAAUCGGCCGCUCAGUGUGAAAACAUUUGAUGAGGUGUCAGUGAAGAAAGAAAAAAAAUUGCAUGAGGAAUGCGAGUCAGAUAGCGGGAUGGUGCUGACUUUGGAUGAAAUAAAAAGCCGGAAGAGAUUGGAGAUUCGUUCUUGGCCUUAUGGAAUCAUGGCUCUGGCGAGAAAAGCCAUCAACAAGAGCAAAGAGUCUGUAUUCUCGGAGAACGAGCGCGAGGCUGUGAAGUACCUGUCAGCAACACAGGUGAACGAUGCCGUCCAGGAACAGUAUGUUCUCCUGCCAGUUGAUCCCACCCUGGAGUGCCACAGCCCACCUCCUGACUACAACUCAGUAAUUCAGUACUCUGCUCCUCCAGUGUAACUGGCUCAGGGCUGCUCCUCUUCAUUUUACACAUCUUUCACCAUACAGUAUAUUCAUCAAGCUUCCUAUUUGUGCUGCCUGCUUAAUAGAAUCAGUGGGGUGUUCUUUUCACGCAAAAAGGGGGAUAAGAGAUCACACUCUUAUCCAGGUCCAUCUCUCCAAGGUAUUAAACCCCCAAAGCAGAUAGAAGUCCUUUGAAGAGCAGCUGUCUUAAAGGGUAUAUUUCUGCUGAUCUUUUAUUUUCUAACCUUCUGUGCAGCAAAAUUGUUUAAAGGGGAAAAAAUGCAGUUUUACCCAUUGCAUUGUCAUUCUUUGGGGGCGUCUUUCUCAAAGCUUUGGGAUAUACACUGAAAAUUCUGGUUCUGUUAACAGGGGCAUAUUCUUCAGGGAUCACUUCUCUCACACUUUCAGGUAGAAAUAAGAAUUUCUCUUUUCCUCAUUUUUGGUUCCUUAUUAUCAUUACCAAAUUUACAUCUGCCAGAAUCCCACCCCUUUCCCAGUCCACAUCAGAUUACAAUGAGCUUGCACUGCAAAACAGAUAAAAGCUAAUAAGGGAAUAAUUAGAUGAGCUCAUUCUUUUCCAGAGCAAACUUCCCUUCCCUCUUUCUCCCAAUGAAAAAUCUGACAAUUGUAACUGUGUAACUGCCAUGACUUCCCCCAAAGAGCCCUGGAAAUUAUAGUUUAGGAAGGGUGUGGGAUAAUUCUCCAUUACAAAUCCCAGGCCCCCUCCCAGCCCUUUCCUCAUAGAAAUCUCCCUUGGAGGAGAAAAUGAAGAUUACAUAACAUCCUUUUCCCUGGCCUGUAGAUUUGCCAUUAGCUCCACUUUCCUCAAAAUCUCUUACAGAAAGAAAUGGGUGUGAAAACUUUCUCGGCAAUGAAUGUUAGUCAUUCAGCAGGGACCAUAAAGACCUUUAGCCAUCUAGGGUAGUGAGGUUCAAUAUAUCCAACAAUAUUGGAAAAACAUAAAGAGAAAAUAUGCCUCAGGUGUUUUUGAGCCAGGCUAGGUCAGCUGGAAGGCAAGCCUGUGACCCUGUGAAGCUGUGACUCAAAAAGCAUCCUCUUAAAAGGCGUUUGGAAAAUCUAUUCGAUUCUGGCAGGGAUUUUUCAGACAAUGGCUCCACAAAAGAAAACAGUGUGCCUUGAUGAGCAGCAAAAACAUUUCCUUGAGAGGAAGAGAGGAGAGAGAGAUGGCUAUUUAAGGUUGGGGGGGUGUAGUCCAGUCACUAUCUUGCAUAUUAUGAUAAAUAACAUGUUUUCUUUGGCUGUGUCAUAUGAAUGCUGUGGAAGGUGUGUUGGCUGCACAACCACCCCAGGGCAUCUGUACCACACUGUGGUCCUGAAAAUCAAUGUAUGGCUCCCAGAAAGGUGCACUUGCCACUUCUCUGUGAUGUCCUUCCCCCACUAACACACACACACACACACACACACACACACACACACACACACACACCAUUCCAGUUAAUGUUAACAUGCAGCUCUCUUUGGGGAGAUACCCAUGCUGGUGUUGUACCUCCUUGGAGGUCACAUUAUCUGCUCAUUCCAAACUAGUAUUGAAGGAGUGUGGGAAGAUGCAACAGCCACUCUGAUAAAUCCAGAGAAUGGCACAGAAUGGCACUGUGCUGUGGAUUCUUGCUUUGCUUGACCCAAGGAACCUUGCAGCCAUUUCCUCAGAGCCAGAGCAGUGGAAGAAAUGCCCUAACCCUUUUGCCCAAGCCCCCAAUCCUGAAACUCUGACAAACACAUAACCUUUUAAGAGGGUCUCUGAAAACUGGUUUCACGACCAGCAAAAGAACUUUCAGCUUUCUCAAGGGCUGUUGCAUUCAGCAUCUCAGGUGUACAAAAAAGCAGCACUGAGCAGAAACGUAGCAAGAGAGGUACAUGUUUGUGUUCUCCUUAAACUCAGCUAAUUGGAAACUGAGAAAGAGAGAUGCAUAAGGUGCCUUACGGCAUGAGAGUAGGCAUGACCCUUAUCUUCUUGCAGGCAGGUGGCCUAAUUCACCUCUUGUUCUGGAUCUGAAACCCAGAGAGGCCUUCAUUGAACUAAUAUGGAAUUGAAGAAUUUGUGUAGUAUGGCUCUUCCCAAAACCAGAAGCACCCCAUCUAGACUCAGUGCCUAGCUUCUCGGUAGGAAUGGUUCUGACUUUGGGUUCAUAGACUUCCUUACUGUUUUUGUUUUAACCAGCCUGUGUACUACCUAAAAAUGAACCUACCGUAUAUUACUUGUAUUUUAUUUACUAAUAUUUUUUCUGCCCUUAUCUUCCCAUUCCCUUAAUUUAAUUACUAUGUGUUUGUCUUUCCAAUUAAGCUGCUAUAUGAGAUAGAUAUAAUCCUGCAGAAGCAAAGCACCUGAUCUCACUGGUAGAGGUGAGCCUUUCCUUUGCGUAACCUCUUUUCUCCCCAAAGGUGCUACCAACAUGUUUGACUUCUGCAGGAUCUUGCUCACUGUGUUUAAUCUGUAAACACAGUUCUAUAUAGACUUUCAUUUAUGUAGCAACAUGUAUAAUUCUUAUGUAGUGCCAAAGAGCAGGAAAUCCCCUGAAAUAAGAGCUUUCCAUGGGUUUACUGAAAAUGUCACUAACGCUUGCAGGACAGGCUCCAGUUUAUGAGAAUCUCCCCAGUUCCACAAUUACUGCUAAUUUUGCCAAACACCACCCACUUCCCCACCUUCCUUAGAAUUUUGGGGACAUCUUUGUUUGUUUUGUUUAAAUGCUACCUGGCUUCUUUCAGAAAAAAGGGAGCUAUGUGAAUCUUGUGGGGUUUGGAUCAAAGGGCAAGAGAGGCAUAACCGACCUUGUUCCCAUGUGAGGCUGAUCUCGAUUGCAGGACAAAAAGAGGAGCCAAUUGCCCAAUGGAAGUGUAUAUUUUGGUAUCUUAAGACUACUCAGGGAAUAUUUUGUGACUUUAGAAGAUACUCAGCCACCUGCCUUUGUGACCUGACAAAUCUCAGAUAUGUUCAAUGUUAAUCAGUACAAACCUGUCUCUCUGUUUCAAGCCAGACCUUAUCUUUUUUCACUCCUUUAGCAAUCCUACAUUGCCAGAGAAUAUAGUAUUAUUAACCUGUUAGUUUUGUAUCCAGGGCCGGCUCCACCAUUAGGUAGAAUGACACUGAGGGGCACACAAAACUGUGUACCAUGUGGCUGACCUGCAUCACCUACCUGCUGCCUGUGGAGUUUGUCCUGGCACUAGUGUUGAAGUUAAGAAUUCAACUGGCAGUCUAGACAGCUUUUGUACCUGGAAUGGGGGAGACACUGACACAUGCUUCCCUUCAGGCAGCAAAAUGACUUCAGUCAGCCCUGGUUUUCUCUCCCUUUAUACCAUAAUCAGCAGCUUCAGAAAAGACAUUUGUUCAUAGCUACAACCUAUUCUUACAGUGAGAUUAUUCUUUCAGAAAUAUAUUCCUUGUCCUGCUCUAAUUAUAUGUCGUUAUCUGCUGCUGUGACAAAAGCAAUAAUCACCAUAUUUCCUGUCCUAUAUUUCUUUGGCCUUCUGCCUCUCGGUUGAGAAAGACACAGAGACAGAGAGAGACAUUUGCUGGGAAUCACAAGCAGGGAGAGUGUUGUUGGAACCAUCUCCUGCUUGCGAGCUUCCCAUUGGCCACUGUGAGAACAGAAUGCUGAUCCAAAAGCGCUCUUCAUACAUCCUUAAUCUCCGGGCCUUGGUUGUGGGAAGACUUAUUAUCAGGAACCGCACUGAGCAGAAACUCCCAUAGACUUGGGUUUGUUUUUUCUACUGCCCCAUUUUCCCAUUGUUCCUGAGUUGUCAGUACCAUUAACAAAUGCCUGUGACUCCAAUAAUGAGAUGGCAGAGCAAGCAAAUAAGCAAAUGUCCCAUUCUGCUCCAAACACUACAGAAUGUACAGUGAGACCAGACCCUGUCUGUCUGAAGAAUGCACUGGGGGGAACCAAAACACCUGCUCUCUUUAUAUAUUCAAAAAAUGUAUUGUAAUUAUUAACCAAAAAUAAAUAAAUAAAAUAAUUUGAUUUUA
Zootoca vivipara (common lizard) is the source of this 8885-nucleotide messenger RNA. RefSeq names its product vascular endothelial growth factor receptor kdr-like. Gene Ontology annotation, biological process: cell migration; angiogenesis; endothelial cell differentiation. Lineage: Eukaryota; Metazoa; Chordata; Lepidosauria; Squamata; Lacertidae. Gene Ontology annotation, molecular function: growth factor binding; vascular endothelial growth factor receptor activity; ATP binding. The record is from RefSeq and is a predicted model, not a curated record. Gene Ontology annotation, cellular component: plasma membrane; signaling receptor complex.